AGAAAGAAAAAUUUCAAAUUUUCUAUAAUCAAAAACCAACAAUUUUUGCGGUGAUAAUACAUAAUUUUUAUACAAAAGAAAUUUAAAAAAAACAAAACCAAGAUUGUGAUUUUUAAACAUAUAAAUAAAUGUAUAUUUAAUACCUACAUAAAUAUAUAAAAAAAUUUUGCUACAAAAUACAAAAAUUUUUUUUUACACAAAGUUAUAACAAAUGAAAAGAAAUUGUCUGAAUUGAAAAAGAAUAUCAGAAAGCGUACGUGACUACACUUACUACAUACCGUAGAAAUAAAAGAAAAAGUGUCAUUGCAAAUUUAUGAAAUAGCAACAAAAGCAAAUAAAUUUGCUUUCCCAAAAGAAACUGUGAUUUCUUUGUUAAGAAAACUACAAAUUUUUUUAACAAAAUUUUUAAAAUAAUACAAAGAAACCGUGCAUUUAAAUUUUUUUUAUAAAAAAGAACUAUAAAGUUAAAAAAAAACCUAAAAGAAAAACUUUUUGAACAUUUAUAUUUUGAUACUAAAGCAAAAUUAAUCCAGAUAAAAUGGAAAUAUUAUCUGUGCAAAAUCAAUAUCCCGAACGUUUUAGUAUUAUCAGUAAUACAACAAAAACAAAAGAUUGGUCCACUUCGCUGCAGACCACUCGAACUACAACAAAAACAGAUGUUAAUACAACCACCAAUAACAGCAGCAACACAUCGAGUGUUAAUAGCAGCAGUCCGAAUUAUUUGGCUGACGAAGAACUCUUAUACUGUGAUAAAAUCGAAUUAGCGGCUGUCAAUGAUUUGUCCAGACGUUUGCUCGAUGAAUUGCGUGCAGCAAAAUCCCGUAAUUUAACCUGCACCGAAGUCUCAAUACCCUGUGAUCUCACCACAUGCAUAGCGUCAGAAAUCAUACGUGUCUCGGAACGUGAACCCUGCGGCGUACGCGGUUGCACCCUAUACAUUGAAUUCGAAGAAGAGCCCCAAAAUUCCCGACGCAUUGCCACCCUCAAGGUGGACAACGAAAUGGUCUCAACAUUCGAACUGUAUCUCACCUUGCGCCAGGACAAACGCGGCUGGGCGUCUUUGCUGCCGCAAUUCAUGAAGAACUUGUCACGCAGCAUAACGAUAAGUCCGGAAUUCAGUUUAACCAAACACAAACUGUAUUCGCCCAAUGAAACCAGUUAGUUUGUCUCAGCCUCCUCCUCCCAUCGGCAAUGGCUCCAAUGGCUGCUAUUAGCUUAUUAUUGUUUAAAUUCGAACAAUCCCACCUUAUGGCAUACAAAACCAACUCAUCAUUAACCGCUCAUUAACGUCAUCAUCUUCAUCAUUAUCAUCUUAAUACUAAGUAUAUUAUAUAAAAACCAAUCAUCAACAAUUGCUUCAUCUUUUUUACAUGGUAAAAUUUUUUAAGCUUUGUAAGCUAAAAUUCAGAAUAUAAAUACAUACAUAUGUAUGUAUGUAAAUACAUAUAUCUAAUAUAUAUAAAAAAACAAAACAAAAAAACAAAAAGUAUCUCAAAACAUCAAACAAACAAACAAACACGUCGUCGUCUCAUCAUCUCUCUCAUUGUGAAUUCACCACCAUAUUAGAAGUGUAAGAUUUUUUUAGUAGUUUUUAAGUUUUAUUCGUUUGUGUUUUGAUUUCGAAAGGAACGUAAAUUGUGAAAAAUAUGGUCAGAUGUUUGCAUUACAACUCCAGAACUUUUCUGGCAACCGAAUGUAUUCUCCCUUUUAUACAACUAAUAAUGUGUAAUAGUUAGAUACAUUUAAACUCAUUUAAGUCUCUAGGAGUUUGCCAUCUACUAUAACUCAUUAAAAUGUGAUACUGAUUAAGUAGUAGUUGUAGCUGUUAAAUAGUUAGCACUAGCUUUUUAUUAAAAAAACCCCUUAAAAAUAAACAAUUAAUAAUUCCUCACCCUCUUCCCUUAAAAACUAAAAGAAAAACCAGUUAAAAAAUAAUAUAAAAUUAAUAAGAAAAAAAACCUAAGCUUUUUUUGCAAAAAGAAAACAAUAAAACUGCAAACUCCUCAAUAUUGUGAAUGAUUAAAAAAACAUCAACAAAAAAAAAAAAAAUUCAAAAUUUUUUCAAAACUAAAAAUAUUCAUUAUGAACAAACAAUUAAAUAUAAAACCAUAAAUUUUUUAACUGCGAUAUUAAUUAAUUAAACAUAAUAAUUACCAUUAAAUAGUAGCGUUUUUCAAAUUUUUUCUUAUCUAAAUGUUCUUGUAGAUUUACCAAAAAAAAAAAACAUUACAAAUUUAUUAAUUAUAAAUUACCAUAUUCUCAAUAACCCCAAACAAACAAAAUAAUUACAAAAAAAUCCCUUUAAAAGCAAAAAAAAUAUUUUGAUUAAAAUAAAUCCACAAACUCAUCCCAACAGCAGAAAAAAAAUUCAAAUCCAAAAUGUUUUUUUAAACAAAAAACAAAAAAAUAUUACAUAUUAUAUUUAAACAAAAACAAAAAAUCAAUGAUCUUUAACUCUUUAAGUGUGUAUUAAUUAGUAUUUAAUAGGAUUUCAAAAUAAUAACAAAACAAAACAAAAAAAAACAACAAAAAAAUUAACAAAUUAAUUUAUUAUUAAUAAACAUACAAACAUAUAUUAAACAACAACAAUUUAUUAUCUCUAUGUAUGUGUAAAAUGUAUUAUUUAUUAAAUUAUAACAAAAACAAACAAAAAAACAAAAAAAAUAUUACAAAAAAUAAAAAACAAUUUGUACCAGCACAGAAAAAAAUUUAAAUAAAAUGUUUUUUUUUUAUUUCCAAUGAAAAGUUAAAUGUACUUAUAGGAUCGUUAAGUUUUUCUCUAUUUUAACUCAACUCAAAUUCAGUUCAGUUCUUUUUUUUACUGUAUUAAAUUAAACAACUAAUUAUGAAUGUGUGUAAAUUAUAAAUGUAGGUACCAUAUGAAAUUAUAUAAAACAAAACCAAUUUAUUUAAACAAAUAAAAACAAAAAAAUGAAAUAAAACGUAUUCAAAUUUCAAUGUCAUCAAUAGAUUUCAUAGAUUUUUGAAGACAUUUUUAUCUUUAUCAAAACAAUAAA
Messenger RNA from Calliphora vicina (urban bluebottle blowfly), 3017 nucleotides. RefSeq names its product protein scylla-like. NCBI's taxonomy places the organism in Eukaryota, Metazoa, Arthropoda, Insecta, Diptera, Calliphoridae. The coding region runs from base 539 to 1162 and encodes 207 amino acids. The transcript has 2 exons. Gene Ontology annotation, cellular component: cytoplasm. The record is from RefSeq and is a predicted model, not a curated record. Gene Ontology annotation, biological process: apoptotic process; regulation of TOR signaling; negative regulation of signal transduction.